AUGGCUAUCUUUAACUUGGAGGAGAAGACUGAAGCAGAUAGGCGUGAAUCAAACAAAUUACACAAAGAGAACAAAGUUCUGGAGGAUGCUGCUUGGAAGUGGACUAAGGCUGUCUUCAACAACAUAUCACAAGAAGGAGUCACCCGCCUAUCUGACAAUGCACUGUCCUCUCUACUGCAUCUUGUGUGUAAGAAAAAUGAGCCAUAUCGUCUUUGUGGGUCAUAUCAUCUUUGUGGUGACUGUUGUGCACUGAACACCAGACCUGUCCUAGACAGAUACCCCCUACUACACAUCCAGGAUUUCAGAAUUCACUGCUUUGGCAAAAGUUUUCAGCAUGUUAGACUGUCAUACAGCUUACAAUCAGAACAUAUUUCAAUGUCUGACAUACUUAAGAACAGUCUGCUGAGGAGAUUACCUUACUGCUUUGCUUAUCUUGAUGACAUGUCUGAAUUUUUACAAAAAUCUCAGGACUAUGAGAAACAUUGGAAUAAAGUACAAAGUAGGCUAUAUACCCAUGGAGUUGCACUGAAUGAAGAUAAGUGCAUACCUUGUGCACCUGUGGUAACUUUCCUUGUCUAUAGACUAUUGACCCCAGAGAUGCCAUUUGCACACUAUGGUAGGCCAAUUCCUGACAUUUACAAUGCUAUUCAGGCUUGUCCACAUUGA
Molecule: messenger RNA, 666 nt
Organism: Schistocerca nitens (vagrant locust)
Lineage: Eukaryota; Metazoa; Arthropoda; Insecta; Orthoptera; Acrididae
Exons: 3
Coding region: 1-666 (221 amino acids)
Source: RefSeq, a predicted model, not a curated record